Molecule: messenger RNA, 1746 nt
Organism: Asterias rubens (European starfish)
Lineage: Eukaryota; Metazoa; Echinodermata; Asteroidea; Forcipulatida; Asteriidae
Product: carboxypeptidase B-like
Exons: 10
Coding region: 455-1735 (426 amino acids)
Biological process (GO): proteolysis
Molecular function (GO): metallocarboxypeptidase activity; zinc ion binding
Source: RefSeq, a predicted model, not a curated record
AGCAAUCGCCUUUGAAAGUGUCAUGACCGGGAUUUGAACCCACCCUGUUAACUCGGCAACCAAAACUUGAGUCUGAUUCACUAAACAGCUUAACCACGACCACCAUUCAAAUUAUUUUUGAAUUUAUGAAGAAGAAAAAAACAGGAAAAAAAACCAAGAUGUUUGCAACAGCUCAUUCUAUUUUCUCAAAAAACAAAAGGUUUAACAAAAUCGUCAACAGCAAGUUUAAUGUCCUUCUUUUUUCCCUGCCAAAUGGCAGUUUUCUUUGUAAGUGAUUAUUUUAAAGUUAAUGUGUUAUGCAAAAACCCUUAUCCUUAAUCGGUGUAUAAAGCACUUAAAUUGUUUCCAUUAAAUCCAUUAUUAUCCAUUAUAAUCCAUUGAGUGAUAUAAAAUGGAUGUAAAUCUGCCGGACAUUUUCACUUCUGUGAGAUUUUCUUGUUGAAACGGAGUCAACAUGAAGUUCCUUUUGAUUCUGGCUGUUAUUGGCCUGGCUAGCUGUGCACCUGGACAUGUCAAAUAUGAUGGAUAUGAGGUACUACGAAUCGUUCCUCGAUCAGGAAAUCAACUAGAAUGGCUUCAGAAAUUUGGAGAGAAAUUUGUGUCAAAGUUGGACUUCUGGAAGCAAGCCCAUGAUGUGGACCAGCCAAUGGAUGUGAUGGUACCACCACACUUCCAGAUGGAGCUGAGAGAGAUUCUGGAAGAGAAUGACGUUACAUUCAGCGUCCUCAUUGAAGAUGUUCAGCAAGUCAUCAGAGAACAGAUGGAGUCUUCAGUCAGCAUCAAUGGCAUCUUGGAUUCAUUUGACUACAAUGUUUAUCACACUUAUGAUGAGGUGAUGAAGUGGGUAACAGACUUUGCAGCUGAGUACAGUUCUAUUGCAGAGGAGAUUGUUGUCACUAAAUCUUUUGAGGGAAGGGACAUCAAAGCCAUUAAGCUUGGUAAGAAAGUGUCUGGUAAACCAGGCGCCUUCAUGCAGGGAGGUAUUCACGCAAGAGAGUGGAUCAGCCCAGCUACUAUGCUCAACAUGGCUAAGAAGCUUGCUGAAAACUAUGGCAGUGAUGCCGCUGUAACAGCCUUCCUCGACACAUUUGAUUUCUACAUCGUACCAGUAUUCAAUGUGGAUGGGUACUCCUACUCAUGGACAAAUGACCGAAUGUGGCGUAAGAAUCGUCAGUUCAAUUCCAAGAGACUUUGCAGAGGUGUGGACCUAAACAGGAACUAUGGCUACGAAUGGGGAGGACGUGGUGCAAGCAGUAAUGACUGCGACCAAGACUUCCGUGGUCCAAGUGCCAUGUCCGAGCCUGAACUGAUUGGACUGACUAACUGGCUCCUUGGGCUCAAGGCUGCUGGUCAACCCUUCCAUCUUCACAUGGAUGUCCAUGCUUAUGGUCUGUACUGGCUGUACCCAUGGGGUUACUCCAAACUUGUCCCCUUGCCUGCUGAGGCUGGUGAUAUGGAUGCAGUGGCACAGAAGGCCACAUCAGCCCUUGCUAGUCUCUAUGGCACAUCAUAUCUAGUCGGAGGAUCUGCCAAGGCUAUGUAUGCAGCCUCAGGUGCUAGUGAGGAUUGGGCUUUCGGUACCCUAGGAGCCAAAUACACCUACGUCGUGGAGCUCCGUGAUGAGGGACGAUACGGUUUCCUUCUCCCAGAGUCUCAGAUUGAAGAAACUGCUUUGGAGACAUUUGAGGCUCUCAAGGAGGUCGGAAGGAACCUUGUUGCUGAAUAUGGCUCUUAAGUCUGGGAUUA